AUGCGCCUCACCCCUUUUCUGGCUUUAGCCAUUGCGAGUGCCGUAAAGCUGGCGCACGCUACAGAGCAUGCGGUGAAAGGAGGCCAGCCCAUUAUAAUCGAUACAGAUCUAUUCAGCGACGUCGACGACGUGGGCGCGUUGACAAUUGCGAAUGUUUUACACAACUGUGGCUUGGCCAAUCUGCGAGGGAUUGUGAUUAAUACGCCAUCUCAGUACGGGCCAUUGGCGGCAAGUUCCCUUUCUACUUAUUUCGGCAAUGAUGUCCCCAUCGCCGCCUUUCGGCCAGUUACGAAUGAUACAUUCUUCGACAACUACUUCUAUUUAUAUGGCGAGUAUGCCAGCAAAUUAGCAUAUAAUUGGCCUCGCAAGAUUCAAACAGCGGAUUCCACCCCAACCCCAGUAGAGCUCUACCGUAAACUUUUGAGUUCUGCUGAUGACGGAAGCAUCCACAUCAUCUCCAUCGGCUUUCUCACCAAUCUUGCCCAUCUUCUCCGAUCCAAAGCAGAUCAUAUAAGCCACUUAUCCGGCUCGCAGCUUAUUUCCGCCAAAGUGAGCGAGCUGGUCGUGAUGGGUGGGCAAUACCCUUCUGGCUGGGAGUACAACUUUGGUGGUGAAGAUCCGGACAGCACGGCAUAUGUCGUUCAACACUGGCCAAAGAAUGUCAAUGUCACUUACUCAGGUGGUGAACUGGGUGGUGACAUCUUCUCUGGUCAACACCUUGCACAGCGCUGCCCUCCUGAUUCUCCAGUCUUGAGCUCCUACCAAUGGUACGUGGGCCGCGGCUCUACGGUUCGUUCGUCGUGGGAUCCGAUUACGAUGUUGUAUGGAAUUUUGGGCCUUGAAUGGGUUUCGAAAAUAGGUGUUCGACCGAUGCUUGCGUAUGCAAACGACUUUGGGUAUAACACCAUCACUGCGGCGAACGGAUCGAAUGCGUGGGUGAAUGAUACGACGGUAACUAAUCAGCAUUGGUUACGACUGGCUAAAGGAGUGACAAAUCACAGCAUGGCAGGGCUGCUUGAUGAAUUCUACGCGCAUGACCCAUCUAUUCGAAGUUGCUUUCGGUAUGGGGUACUCUCAGAGAAUUUUGACAAAGUAUGA
Messenger RNA from Trichoderma aggressivum f. europaeum, 1098 nucleotides. RefSeq lists its product as uncharacterized. The record is from RefSeq and is a predicted model, not a curated record. NCBI's taxonomy places the organism in Eukaryota, Fungi, Ascomycota, Sordariomycetes, Hypocreales, Hypocreaceae. Gene Ontology annotation, molecular function: hydrolase activity, hydrolyzing N-glycosyl compounds. The transcript is spliced from 3 exons. The coding region runs from base 1 to 1098 and encodes 365 amino acids.